Messenger RNA from Triticum aestivum (bread wheat), 1452 nucleotides. Its product is annotated as 50S ribosomal protein L2, chloroplastic-like. The record is from RefSeq and is a predicted model, not a curated record. The coding region runs from base 1 to 885 and encodes 294 amino acids. Lineage: Eukaryota; Viridiplantae; Streptophyta; Magnoliopsida; Poales; Poaceae. Gene Ontology annotation, biological process: mitochondrial translation. The transcript has 3 exons. Gene Ontology annotation, molecular function: transferase activity; RNA binding; structural constituent of ribosome. Gene Ontology annotation, cellular component: mitochondrial large ribosomal subunit; ribosome.
AUGGCUGAAUGGUUAAAGCGCCCAACUCAUAAUUGGAGAAUACUUAAUAAUACGGCAAAACAUUUAUACAAAACACCUAUCCCGAGCACACGCAAGGGAACCGUAGACAGGCAAGUGAAAUCCAAUCCACGAAAUAAUUUGAUCCAUGGACGGCACCGUUGUGGUAAAGGUCGUAAUUCCAGAGGAAUCAUUACUGCAAGGCAUAGAGGGGGAGGUCAUAAGCGCCUAUACCGUAAAAUAGAUUUUCGACGGAAUCAAAAAGACAUAUCUGGUAGAAUCGUAACCAUAGAAUACGACCCUAAUCGAAAUGCAUACAUUUGUCUCAUACACUAUGGGGAUGGUGAGAAGAGAUGUAUUUUACAUCCCAGAGGGGCUAUAAUUGGAGAUACUAUUGUUUCUGGUACAAAAGUUCCUAUAUCAAUGGGAAAUGCCCUACCUUUGAAAUCUACUUCAACCGAUAUGCCCUUAGGCACGGCCAUGCAUAACAUAGAAAUCACACGUGGAAGGGGUGGGCAAUUAGCUACAGCAGCAGGUGCUGUAGCGAAACUCAUUGCAAAAGAGGGUAAAUCGGCCACUUUAAGAUUACCAUCUGGGGAGGUCCGUUUAGUAUCCCAAAACUGCUUAGCAACAGUCGGACAAGUGGGUAAUGUUGGGGUGAACCAAAAAAGUUUGGGUAGAGCCGGAUCUAAGUGUUGGCUAGGUAAACGCCCCGUAGUAAGAGGGGUAGUUAUGAACCCUGUGGACCACCCCCAUGGGGGCGGUGAAGGGAAAGCUCCCAUUGGUAGAAAAAAACCCACAACCCCUUGGGGUUAUCCUGCGCUUGGAAGAAGAACUAGGAAAAGGAAAAAAUAUAGCGAUAGUUUUAUUCUUCGUCGCCGUAAGUAAAUACGUAACUAGGAAUAUGGAAAAUUGCAUUUUUGGAAUUUGCAAUAAUGCGAUGGGCGAACGACGGGAAUUGAACCCGCGCAUGGUGGAUUCACAAUCCACUGCCUUGAUCCACUUGGCUACAUCCGCCCCUUAUCCAGCUAAAGGAUUUUUUUCUUUUUUCCAUUGAUCAUUAAUCUAUUUAUUCUGACCUCCGUACUUCGAUCGAGAUAUUGGACAUAGAAUGCCACUCUUUAAAAAGGAAAAAAGGAGUAAUCAGCUGUGACACGAAAAAAAACGAAUCCUUUUGUAGCUCAUCAUUUAUUGGCAAAGAUAGAAAAGGUCAAUAUGAAGGAGGAGAAAGAAACAAUAGUAACGUGGUCCCGGGCAUCUAGCAUUCUACCCACAAUGGUUGGCCAUACAAUCGCGAUUCAUAAUGGAAAGGAACAUAUACCUAUUUACAUAACAAAUCCUAUGGUAGGUCGCAAAUUGGGGGAAUUCGUGCCUACUCGGCAUUUCACGAGUUAUGAAAAUGCAAGAAAGGAUACUAAAUCUCGUCGUUAACUGAAUUCUGAAUAGAAAGAUUAA